AUCUGGUCGAUCUUCGUCGUCUUAUCUAGUUUUGGUGGCUGAAACGCAAAAACGCGUACGUACAACACCGCGGCGGAGCACACCAGCAACGUGUACGAAUUUAAUCUCGCGGCACGUCGUUGAGUUACUCGAACGAUCAACAGGGGGCGCUGCGUAGUCUAAUCGAGAGGAAAGGAAAGAGAGAGGAGCCGGUGUGGUAGAGAGCAGCGCGGCAGAGACGAGACGAAACGCGACGCGUUGUCGAGAGGUGGAGCGAGACGGNNNAUCGAGAGGGCGAGUGGAUAAGCGUGGAGGGGGCGUAGCGUGCGGGGGAGGGGGAGCCGAGCGACGACGGAGCAAGCGAGAGAAGUCGGUUAUCGCGUCGGAGAGGGGAACGUCGCGUGAAAGACAAGGAGGAAAAGCAGCGCGCGUUCCUCGUUCGCACAAUAGAGUUAACCGUGAAGAGUGUGCGCGCGCGAGUGAGACGGUCGCGGCUCACGAACGAAGAGAGGGAAUGAUAGUGGAAAAGAGAAAGAGGAGAAACGCUGGGGCUGGUGGACGAGAGACGGAGAGAGAAAGAUCGUGGUAGAGCGAGAGAAGAGAGACGGGAAAGUCGGUGGUGGAAGGAAGAGAGGUCGACGGCGAAAGAGAGAGAGGAAAGGAGGCGAACGAGCGAGUAAGAGACGGAGGACGGUACAGAGUGGCGGUACACGGGGCGCGAGAAAAGCGGUAGUGUGCCGUGGACCACCGCACUGGCAUACCGUGGUUCGUUACGAUCCCCUUCGUACGUCGCUUCGUACCGAACCUCGCAGUCAUCAGCGAAGUCACAUUUCGGCUAGUGCUAGUGCAGUGCGGACAGAGUCGGAGCGGUCGCUUCGGUCCUUUUAAAAAGUACGACCAACGUUUACGAGACACGCCACGGGGCCCCGGGCCUGUGUCGCCGAUAACGCAGAGAGAAAUAUCAUAUCGCAGAGAAAUCAUUUCGAUACGACAGACGCACAGAGGAGAAAGAGAGAGGUCUUUCGCGAGGGAGAGAUCGUCGCGUGCCGGCCGACCGAACCGUCGACGGGCGCGCACGCGGUAGAGAGACCCACAGCCAGUUUUAUAGCCCGUCUUAUUACCCCGGUUUAUUGCGUCGUAACGGUUUAACGAUCAUCGCUCGUUUCCACCACCUAGACCGCCGGUUUACACUCUUGCCGGUAGCGGUAACCAUAACAAGCCCAUAAAAGCCCCCGCCGCUGCCAUGAGUCCCAUUCGCAAUUAUACAUCUACGGCCUACUGACAUUGACACUCCUGGGUGCAACCGCUUAUACCUACCGAUGACUUUUAUGACCUCUUAAAACGGUUUAAUGCCCAUUUGCUUGUCCCUCGUCGACGCUGUCACCUGUCGCCAGCCGCGUCAAACAGCGUAUCGGUGCUCGACGCGACGCGCCUACCUCACGCCUUUUGGCGCGAACCACCACCGGACACACGGAGUAGGAACGACAGCGACCACCACGACCAUCACCUCGACAAUUCUCGCCUCUCGUCCAACGAUCGUCGGGGUGCCUUUCGAACGGUGAACGGACCUUUUCCACCAACUCGGAGAACGCGAACGAGAUAUCGGGCCGCGCGGAGCAUGGACUCUUAACAUCGCUCGUGACUAGCCACGCAACGAAACACACGAUCGUGUGCUCGUUCCUCCUUUUUCCGUCCUCUCGAAGGAUUCGAAGAGAUCUCUACGGAGAACAGUCGUCUGGCGAACACGAGGCCCUUGCCUUUUCGCCUGCUCGCUGUCGCGUGUUAUUUUUUUUUUUGUUUCUCGAGUGGCGGUGUUUCAGUGCAAGUGAUUCAAAAUACCCGGGAUAAUGAACUCGUACUUUGAGCAGACUGCGGGUGGCUUCUACGGAAGUCACCACCAUCAGACAGGAGCCGCCAGUCAACAUCACGAUCCCGCCACAGCCGCGGCCUAUCGAGGCUUCCCUCUCGGCCUGGGUAUGUCACCUUACGCAUCUACGCAGCAUCAUCAUCACACGUCCUCGUCGCUGGGCAUACAUCCAGGCGGAGGUACGAACACGAGACCACCUCAAGAUUCGCCGUACGACGCGAGCGUCGCGACGGCCUGCAAACUUUACUCCACGACACCGGAGGCGACCGGACACACCACCUCUUCCUAUUCGACCACAGCAACCAAGGACUGUAAGCAACAAGAUCAAGCAUCGGCGCAUCAGAAUGGUUACGCUGCGGUGAUGGCAGCCGCGGCCGUCAAGGACGUUUGGCAGUCAGCGACCUCGGGGUCGAACAGUCAGAGCAAUUCGGUGGUCCGUCCUUCGGCGUGCACUCCAGAAGGGACGAGGGUUGGUAGCUACGGUGGUCUCGUAGGCGGCGACCCGGCAUCGAGUCCUGGUAACAACAGUUCCUCGAGGUCCCUCACGUCGUCCUGGAACACCUGCAGUUUGAACUCGUCCGCGAGCCAACCGGUUGCCACGCAACUACAUCAGCAACCCACCAACCAUACCUUCUACCCCUGGAUGGCUAUAGCAGGUAAGGAAGAUAUUGCUAAGCCGCAUUGGACAUGGUUGCAAGGAGCGAACGGAAUGCGCAGGCGCGGCCGACAGACCUACACGCGCUACCAGACGCUCGAGCUGGAGAAGGAAUUCCACACGAACCACUACCUCACCAGGCGGAGGCGGAUCGAGAUGGCACACUCGCUCUGCCUGACGGAACGGCAGAUCAAGAUCUGGUUCCAGAAUCGGCGGAUGAAGCUGAAGAAGGAGAUACAGGCGAUCAAGGAGCUGAACGAACAGGAGAAGCAGGCGCAGGCGCAGAAGGCAGCGGCAGCAGCGGCCGCACCACCGAUACCAUGA
Molecule: messenger RNA, 2825 nt
Organism: Bombus impatiens (common eastern bumble bee)
Lineage: Eukaryota; Metazoa; Arthropoda; Insecta; Hymenoptera; Apidae
Gene: Ubx
Product: homeotic protein ultrabithorax
Exons: 4
Coding region: 1827-2825 (332 amino acids)
Biological process (GO): anterior/posterior pattern specification; negative regulation of transcription by RNA polymerase II
Cellular component (GO): nucleus
Molecular function (GO): RNA polymerase II cis-regulatory region sequence-specific DNA binding; DNA-binding transcription factor activity, RNA polymerase II-specific
Source: RefSeq, a predicted model, not a curated record